CAAAUAUAAUAAAUGGGGACUUUACAAAACAUUUACUAACACAAAGGAUUUGCUUUUGUAAAUUCUGUAUACUUGUCUGCACUCUUUCGUUUCUGCAGAUUCCAGGAUUUGGGCGUGAAAUGCUCCGAUGCUUCUUUAGCAGCUUGUUUUCUUAUCAGAGACUUGAGGAAGGGUUUAUUCUUCGCCGUUUAUGUUUGCAGUGAAUCCACUGAUCCGAAAAGAACGGUUAUGUGCGAGCUUCGGAGAAUCUCUUGUGGGAUCGAACCGUCGGCUAGAGAUCUUGAAACAGAUCACUGACGCGAAAUCAAUUGCGUUCUAAUGGAACCUCACACUAUUGCAGAAUCUGCUGCGAGCUCUGAUGCAACUGCGUCUCAUUCGCCGAGUGUAUCUGUUCUUUUAGAUGCUCUUGAGCAGUCUGCAUCUACACCCAGGAUCGCAAAUGGCCUUUCACAGCGACUGUUACGCUUGCUACAGCUUUCACAUGAGAAUAUAAUUUCUUUUAAGGCAUUGAAUGGAGCUUGUCGUGUGCUCAGAUUGGCUUGCACACAAGCCAGGGAAAGUAGAAAGUCUGUGUGUGUUGCGCCUUUAGUAGAAAGUACUGACAGUGGAGUUAUAGUGGAUUCACCUCAUAAGAAGUCUGAUUCAAAUACUACAGAGGAUUGUUGUUUUGAAUGCGUGGAAACAUGCAUUGGGGUUUUCACAGAGUUUUUCUCAUCAACGGAUGAUGCAAAAGUAUAUGUUUUACGAAGCUCCGUUUGUGUUGAUUGUCUUUUUGAGCUAUUUUGGGAAAAAGCCGUAAGGAACAAUGUGAUGAAACACAUAAUUGAUCUGAUGAAGAUCAGGCCUCUGUGUGAGGAAGACAAAAGUGCAAAAUUACAAGUGUGUUCCAAAUACCUAGAAACUUUCACUCAAGUGAAGGAAAGAGAAAAUGACUUUGUUGACUUAUCUGUUGAUCUAUUGGCGGGUAUGAGGGAUUUGAUCAAGACUGACUCAAGGUACUACCAAGCCCUAUUCCGUGACGGGGAGUGUUUCUUACACAUUGUCUCUCUCUUAAAUGGUAAUCUCGAUGAAGCAAAUGGAGAGAAGUUGGUUUUAAAUGUCCUCCAAACUCUAACUUCACUGCUUGCAAAUAAUGAUGCCUCAAAGUUUGCCUUUAAAGCCCUUGCUGGCAAGGGUUACCAGACACUGCAAAGCUUAUUGUUGGAUUUCUUCCAAUGGCAACCUACCCAAAGGCUCCUAGACGCACUACUUGAUAUGCUUGUUGAUGGAAAAUUUGAUGAUAAAGGCAGUGCUCUUAUAAAGAAUGAAGAUGUUAUCAUACUUUACUUAAAUGUACUUCAGAAGAGCAGCGAGUCUUUGCAGUGUUAUGGGCUAAAUUUGUUUCAGCAACUACUUAGGGAUUCCAUAUCAAAUCGUGCUUCAUGUGUUCGGGCAGGAAUGCUUAACCUUCUUCUCGAUUGGUUUUCUCUGGAAGAUGCUGAGAGUGUUAUCGUGAAAAUAACACAGCUAACUCGGACAAUUGGUGGCCACAGUAUAUCUGGGAAGGAUAUGCGGAAGAUCUUUGCCCUUCUUCGGAGUGAAAGAGUGGGUAAUCAUCAGAGAUACCGCUCACUGUUAUUGGCUUCUUUGUUGUCAAUGCUGAAUGAGAAAGGACCAACAGGCUUUUUUGACAUGAACGGAGUUGAUUCUGGCAUUGUUAUCAGAACACCUGCUCAGUGGCCUGUGAAUAAGGGCUUUUCCUUUUGCUGUUGGCUUAGAGUGGAGAGCUUUCGCGGAGAUGGGAAAAUGGGUAUCUUCAGUUUUAUGUCAAAAAAUGGGAAGGGCUGCUUUGCUGCUAUUGGGAACGAUGGAUUGUCUUAUGUUUCACUGAAUCUGAAACGGCAAUGUGUAAAUGUGCACGCCAAUUUGGUCAGUAAGAAGUGGCAUUUUAUAUGUGUUUCCCAUAGUAUUGGAAGGGCGUUCUGGGGUGGUAGCCUCUUGAGGUGUUAUGUUGAUGGGGAGCUUGUGUCAUCUGAAAGAUGCAGCUAUCCGAAAGUUACUGAUGUACUUACCAGUUGCUUCAUUGGUACAAGUAUUACGUUGCCACAUAUCCAAGAUAACGAAGGCCUGGAGUCCAUCCGAGAUGUGUUCCCAUUUUUUGGCCAGAUCGGUCCCAUUUACUUGUUUAAUGAUGCUUUGUCUCCCGAGCAAGUUCAGGCCAUUUAUUCGCUAGGACCAAGCUAUAUGUAUGCAUUCUUGGAGAAUGAGAUGACUGGUCCCUUUUCUGAUAAUCCAUUUCCUAGUGGUAUUCUUGAUGGAAAAGAUGGGCUUGCAUCCAAGGUUUCCUUUGGACUUAAUGCACAGGCAAGCGAUGGUAGGAGAUUGUUUAAUGUGUCUCGGGUAUCAGAUCAUUUACAAGAUAGGCUCACUUUUGAGGCUGAUAUCAUGGUUGGUACUCAGCUAUGCUCGCGACGCUUGCUCCAGCAGAUAAUUUACUGUGUCGGAGGAAUAUCGGUUUUCUUUCCUUUGAUUACACAAUCUGAUAGUUGUGAAUGUGAAGCACUUCAAGAAAAAACUUCAGCUAUGUCUGCGUCAAAAGAGCGUAUGACAGCAGAAGUUAUUGAACUUAUUGCUUCUGUCUUGGAUGAAAAUCCAGGAAAUCAGCAACAGAUGCAUCUUCUCUCUGGAUUCCCCAUACUAGGAUUUUUGUUACAGUCUAUUCAACCGAAGCAACUCAAUCUAGAGACACUUUCAUCCUUGAAACACCUAUUCAAUGUUAUUUCAAGCUCUGGGUUUGCUGAGCAGCUUGUGGAGGAUGCUAUAUCUAGCAUUUUCCUUAAUCCUCACAUUUGGCUCCAUGCGGCUUAUAAUGUGCAGCGUGAACUUUACAUGUUUCUCAUCCAACAGCUAGAUAAUGAUCCACGACUUUUGGGAAGCCUUUGUCGGCUCCCAAGAGUUAUUGACAUAGUAUGGAACUUUUAUUGGGAAUCUGAAAGAUACCGUUCUGCUAAAGGAAGCAAGCCUCUUAUGGAUCCAGCAAGAACUGUUGCAGAACGACCAAGCAGAGAUGAAAUCCAUAAAAUUCGUCUCCUUUUGCUGAGCCUAGGUGAAAUGAGUCUGAGGCAUGUCAUCCACUUUUUAUUCAAAAAUUCCCUCCGUCUUUUCAGGCAGAAUAUCACAACAGGGGACGUAAAAGCUUUGAUAGCAUUUUUUGAGACAUGCCAGGAUGUAGCAUGUAUUGAAGAUGUUCUGCAUAUGGUUAUCCGUGCCAUUUCUCAAACAUCAGUCCUUGCCUCUUUUCUUGAACAAGUCAAUCUUAUCGGUGGAUGUCACAUUUUUGUCAAUCUUCUUCAGAGGGAUUACGAGCCUAUAAGGUUACUCAGCUUGCAGUUCCUUGGAAGGCUUCUUUAUGAUGUACCUUCAGAGAAAAAAGGACCUAGGUUUUUCAAUCUUGCUGUUGGAAGAGCCAAAUUUCUGUCACCAGGGCAUAAGAAAAUUGGUGGUAGAACGCACCCAAUUUUUUCCGCUAUGUCUGAUAGAUUGUUCCAAUAUCCUCAGACAUAUAGCUUGCGUGCAACCUUGUUCGAUGUUCUUCUUGGUGGUGCCAGCCCCAAACAGGUUUUGCAGAAAUACAACCAGGUUGAUAAGCAGAGAAACAAAACAAGCAACUCUCAAUUCUUUCUUCCACAAAUAUUUGUUUUUAUUUUCAAAUUCUUGUCUGGCUGCGGGGAUGGAUUAGCACGAAUGAAAAUAAUUAGUGACAUACUGGAUCUUCUUGAUUCAAAUUCUAUGAAUGUUGAAGCUUUGAUGGAAUUUGGAUGGGGUGCAUGGCUAUCAGCGUCAGUGAAUCUUGAUGUGAUAAAGGACUACAGAUCCGAGUUGCUUAUUCAUGAUGACCUGGCAUUAAAUGAACAACAUUUUGUCAGGGGCCUCUUCUGUGUUGUUCUCUGCCACUAUAUCGUAUCUGUGAAGGGGGGUUGGCAGCAGCUGGAGGAAACUGUAAAUUUCAUACUCUUGCAGAGUGAGCACAAUGAUGCCCCAUACCGGUCUUUUCUCCGUGAUCUCUAUGAGGACUUGAUUCAGCGUUUGGUGGAACUCUCAUCUGAAGAGAAUAUCUUCCUUGCACACCCAUGUCGCGACAAUGUGCUGUAUCUCUUGCGGCUCGUCGAUGAGAUGCUUGUCCGUGAAUUUGGCAGUAGGCUCCUGUUUCCGGCAAAUAGUACUGAUUUUUCAGAGGAUUUAUCACAACUUGAAAACCGGGAGGACCACAAUUUGGGUUUAGAUGAGAGUUUCCAACGAUUGUUGACAGAAGAAACCUCUAGAAAUACAGAAAGUCAGCACUCUUGCACCACAAUAACUGAACUUAUGACGAAUGAAAGAUGGUGGAAUUUGUAUGACAAUUUGUGGAGAAUAAUAUGUGAUAUUAAUGGAAGGGGCCCGGUGAAGAUGUCUCCCAAAUCUUCAGCGACUGGUCCUUCUAUCGGCCAGAGAGCAAGAGGAUUAGUAGAAUCAUUGAAUGUUCCAGCUGCUGAAAUGGCCGCAGUUGUUGUUUCAGGAGGUAUAGGCAGUGCAUUGAGUGGAAAAAUUAACAAAAACGUUGAUAAAGCUAUGCUCCUAAGAUGGGAGAAAUGUCCGCGAAUCGUGUUUAGGCUUGUCACCCUGUAUCUGUGCAUGUCUUCGCUGGAAAAAGCCACUAGAUGUGUGCAGCAGGUGACCUCACUCUUGCCUUCCUUUUUAGCUGCUGAGGAUGAACAAAGCAAGAGCAGGUUGCAUCUCUUUAUUGGGUGUUUGCUUUAUGUAAGAUCCCAGUACGGAAAGUUAGAUGACGGUGCUCGUUUUCAUGUCAUAUCGCACCUGAUACGUGAAACUGUAAUUUGCGGAAAGUCCAUCCUGGCUACCAGUGGUAUGAGUAAGGAUGACAGCUCUGAUUCUGGUGGAAUCUUCAAAGAAAUGGGCUCUAUCCAGAAUCUUAUCCACAAAGACCGUGUGCUUGCUGCGGUCACUGAUGAAACGACGUACAUGAAAACACUGAUAUCCGAUCGUACUCGUCAAGUGCAAGCCCUUGGUGAAAGGAAUAAUGAAAUAUUGUCUUUAGAAUGCAACAGCAAGAAAGCUUUUGAUGACGAGCUCCAAAGCGUUUUAAAAACUGUUCUUACAUGGGAUGAAAAUAGACGAGUUGCAGCGCAAUUAAGCCAUGAAGAGCAACAGCAAAAUGUUACUGAGAGAUGGAUUCACAUGCUACGAUCUUUGAUGGAUGAAAGAGGUCCUUGGUCUGCAACUCCUUUUCCUAAUAACAUUUUAAACCACUGGAAACUCGACAGGACAGAAGAUUCUUGGAGGCGUAGACCAAAGUUGAGACGGAAUUAUCAUUUUGACGAAAGGCUGUGUCAUUCACCUUCUACUUCCACUGCCACUGAAAAUGAGUCUCCAAACGUCAUCAAUGAAAGCAAGUCCGGUGUGAUACAUUUACCUGAACAGAUGAAGAGGUUUUUACUAAAAGGCAUUCGCAGGAUAACUGAUGAGGGUGGCUCAGAAUCCUGUGAGAAUGACAGUAGUCAAAGUGAGCAAAGUUUAUUGGAUACUGCUGCAGAUAUCCAGUUUUCUGAGCUUGUAAGAAGCAGCGGUGAUCUCAAGGAUGUUGUACAAGAUAAAGUAGAUGCCUCUUCUUUAGAAGUUGAUAACAGCGAGGUUUUGACAUCUGUUCCUUGUGUUCUUAUAACUCCGAAGAGGAAACUGGCUGGUUGGUUGGCAGUUAUGAAAAAUGUUUUGCAUUUCUCUGGGGAAUUUUUGGUGGAAGGAACUGGUGGAUCAUCUGUAUUCAAGAAUUUUAGCACUUUAAAGGGUAGUGAUGUAACAAAGUCUGACAAUAAACAGAACCUCGUUAAAUUGUCUUCACCUUAUGAGAGUGAGACAUUAGAUUUGGAGUCAGAAAAAAAUAAUCAGAAACCGUUAAAGAAGGUUAAGCGUCACAGAAGAUGGAAAAUAGGAAAGGUGAAAAGUGUUCAUUGGACGCGGUAUUUGCUUCAAUACACAGCUCUGGAGAUUUUCUUCCAGGAAUCUGUGCCACCAGUCUUUCUAAAUUUUGCAUCAUUAAAGAAUGCGAAGGAGGUCGGGAUGUUAGUAGUUUCUACCAGGAAUGAAUUCCUGUUUCCGAAGAAUGUUGCUAGGGACAGGGCAGCAAUGAUUUCGUUUGUUGACAGACGUGUAGCUAUUGAGAUGGCAGAAACAGCCAGAGACAGAUGGAGAAGGAGAGAGAUUACAAACUUUGAAUACUUAAUGAUUCUCAACACCCUUGCAGGCAGAUCUUAUAAUGAUUUGACUCAGUAUCCUGUUUUCCCUUGGGUGGUGGCUGAUUACUCAUCCGAGACUCUUGAUUUUAGCAAAGCAUCUACCUUUCGCGAUCUUUCUAAACCGGUUGGAGCUUUAGAUUCAAGAAGAUUUGAGAUUUUUGAGGACAGAUACCACAGCUUCUCGGAUCCUGAUAUACCUAGUUUCUAUUACGGGUCCCAUUAUUCAAGUAUGGGAAGUGUUUUGUAUUACCUUUUGAGGUUAGAGCCGUUUACAUCUCUUCAUCGUAGUCUGCAGGGUGGUAAAUUUGAUCACGCAGAUCGUCUUUUUCAAAGUAUUGAGGGGACAUAUCGGAAUUGUCUGUCCAAUACAAGCGAUGUGAAAGAAUUGAUCCCUGAGUUCUUUUACAUGCCUGAAUUUCUGGUGAAUUCGAACUCUUACCAUCUUGGAGUGAAACAAGACGGUGAACCUCUUGGAGAUAUUUGUCUACCUCCAUGGGCUAAGGGUUCUCCAGAGAUGUUCAUCGCUCGUAACAGAGAAGCCCUAGAGAGCGAGUACGUUAGCUCACAUCUCCAUGAUUGGAUUGAUUUGAUAUUUGGACACAAACAGCGUGGCAAACCAGCUGUGGAGGCAGCAAAUAUCUUUUAUUAUCUUACAUAUGAAGGUGCUGUUGACGUAGAAAAUAUGGAAGACGAACUGCAAAUAUCAGCAAUUGAAGAUCAGAUUGCUAAUUUUGGUCAAACUCCGAUCCAAAUCUUCCGGAAGAAACAUCCGAGAAGAGGACCACCUAUUCCAAUUGCACAUCCCUUGUCCUUUGCGCCUGCUUCCAUUAAUUUGACUUCUAUACUUCCCGCUACAACUAAUCCCCCAUCAGCAGUUCUAUACGUUGGUGUAGUAGAUUCAAAUAUAGUUCUCGUUAACCAAGGUCUCACUUUGUCAGUCAAAAUUUGGCUGACAACUCAACUACAUUCUGGUGGAAAUUUUACCUUUUCAAGCUCUCAGGAUCCAUUCUUUGGAGUUGGUUCUGAUGUUCUCUCUCCCCGUAACAUUGGAAGUCCCCUAGCAGACAAUGUUGAACUUGGCUCACAGUGCUUUGUCGCAAUGCAAACACCUCUGGAGAACUUUCUGGUUUCAUGCGGGAACUGGGAGAACAGUUUUCACGUCAUAUCCUUGACUGAUGGACGGGUAGUCCAGAGCAUCCGACAUCAUAAAGACGUCGUAAGCUGUGUUGCAGUAACUGCUGAUUCGAGUAUCCUUGCAACUGGCAGCUACGAUACGACCGUGAUGGUAUGGGACAUUCUCCGCAUGAGAACACCUGAAAAGAGGGUUAGAAACGUGCACGCAGAAGCACUGCGGAGAGAUAUCGUCAUCGCGGAUGCUCCUUCUCAUAUUCUUUGUGGUCAUGACGAUAUAAUAACCUGCUUAUAUGUCAGCACUGAUCUUGAUAUAGUCAUCAGUGGGUCAAAAGAUGGAACAUGUGUGUUCCACACAUUACGGGAAGGAAGAUACAUAAGAUCCUUAAAACACCCUUCAGGCAGUGCAGUCUCCAAGCUCGCUGCAUCGCACCAUGGACGGAUUGUUCUGUACGGUGAUGAUGAUCUUAGUCUUCACCUCUACUCCAUUAACGGAAAACAUCUGGCGAGCUCCGAGUCAAACGGACGCAUCAACUGUCUUGAACUUAGUAAGUGCGGAGAGUUCUUGGUUAGUGCAGGUGACCAAGGACAAAUAGUUGUGCGGUCUAUGAACACACUUGAAGUAGUAAGAAGGUAUAACGGAGCAGGGAAAGUAAUCACAUCUCUGACUGUAACUCAGGAAGAGUGUUUCUUAGCAGGGACAAAAGAUGGAGCACUUCUUGUUUACUCGAUCGAGAAUACUCAACAUCGGAAACGGAUUUGAUUGGCACUUGGAAGCUAUGUUCUGUUAUGUAAAUUUGUGUCCCAUUGUUCCAUUGGUUUAAGCGAUGAUGGUUCUAGAGUUGUGGCUAAUCUUGUGUUCUGCAGAGGGGACUUUACACACUUUUUCACUGCCUUUGUAAAUGUGCAAUAUAUCUCAUCUUAACAGCUCAAGAUGCAUAGACAAUGUAAGAGGUGUUAAUUGAUUGUAACAGUACCAUAGAUAUAUAUGCCUUGGAUGCGUUUAAAGAGGUUAUACGAUUUGUAUACAUCAUUACUCGGAGAUCAAAGUGAGAAUACUAUUACCUCUUUCG
This is a messenger RNA of Thlaspi arvense, 8473 nucleotides long. The record is from the annotation of a GenBank genome assembly. NCBI's taxonomy places the organism in Eukaryota, Viridiplantae, Streptophyta, Magnoliopsida, Brassicales, Brassicaceae.